Amphibalanus amphitrite is the source of this 3258-nucleotide messenger RNA. RefSeq lists its product as uncharacterized. Bases 1 to 3258 code for a protein of 1085 amino acids. Lineage: Eukaryota; Metazoa; Arthropoda; Thecostraca; Balanomorpha; Balanidae. The record is from RefSeq and is a predicted model, not a curated record. The transcript has 10 exons.
AUGCUCUUCAUCCUGAUUCUCUGCUCGGAGUGUGCCACGGUGUGCGGCCAGCUGGGCGUGGCCUACUCGGCAGUGGAGACGAUGGACCUCGAGCUGGGCACGUUGGCGUGCCUGUGCGCUCCCACGGAGGAGUUCGAACUGGUCACCGCCUCCUCCACCGAGUGCACGGCCUGCUCGGACGGCUCGUGCGGCGGUGUCGACGGCAUCGUCAUGGUGUCGCCGGCAGCCGAGGACCUGGCCGCGCUGACAGUGACCGUGGCGCCCGACGGCACGCCCGUGGUGGCCGGCUCGGCGGCGACCGUCUCAGCUACCGCUGACGUCAAUGAUGUGGAGUUCACCAUUCAGGCCGGCGAUCGGUCACCGGCGUUCAACAUCAGUGGCGUGGAUGACACGACUGGCACCAGCGGCGCGACACUGAGCCAAGAAGUGUUGUUCUACUAUCCGGGCACGUUCACCAUCUCUGUAUCGGCGCAGAAGCGAGCUGGCAAAGCUGUGCUCAGUCAGCAGGUCUCGGUGAACGUCACCCAGGCAGCCAGCCUGCUGGAGGCCAACUGCCCGCCGGUUCAGGAGCCCAACAUUCCCUACUUCUGCGGAGCCGCCGUCACAGGGUCGGAUACGUCGGUGACUGCCACGUUCAGCGAUGGAGCAGAGUUGACCGCCCAGCUUCCCACCGUGCCUAUCGUCCUGCGUGGCUCGGCCCCACCCCAGAGCGCGAUGGCCAGCGACGCAGAGAGGCCGACCGGCUCGGCGACGUUCCUGGUGGCUGCGCCGUUCGACACGCCGUCCCGCCUACUGUCCGUCAGGACGUUCGGCAGCGUCGCCGGCACCUGCACUGGAGAGGUGGUGACCCCCACGUGCACGGACCCAGACGUAUUCUGUCCGGGCGCCGGGUGCACCAGCUCGUGCGGUUUGGUGCCCGACACCACUGCCGAAUAUCAGUGCACCGCCAGCACCUUCUGCCCGCUGACCAGACUGUGCUCUGCUGGUGCUGUGGACGCCGGCACGUGCGGCACGGUGUCGGCUCCCGCCGGGUUCGCGGCCAGCGGGGCUGUGUUCUCGAUCCCAGUGAGCGCCGGAGCGCACACCUACCAGGAGAUCACCACGGAGGUGCUCGCUCAGCCCGGAGAUAUGAUUCAGGUGACCUGUACAGACGGCGGGCUGGUGGCCGCGAUGGCCGUGCCGAGCGGCGGUGACCUGGACAGCACCGGUGUCGCGUUGACCACCUCCACUGGCCAGUCUGUGCGCCACCUCCUGGAGGUGGUGGCCGCUCCUCUGCAGCAGUUCAGCUGGGCGCACACCUGUGUCACACCAGUCCAGCUGGUCACCUUCACCGCCGCGCUGCCGGACGGCGCCUCCGUCACCAACGCCACCAGCUGCGAGUACAUCAUCCGCAACAUGUCCAUCUCGCUGAUGCAGGCCAAUCAUGAGAUGGUGCCCGACACUAAGGACGGCCCCAUCUACCUGGACACGGCACUGCCGGUCACUGUGCGACUGCAGAUGCUCGAGGGAGCCCCAGCACUCAUGAACUGGGACUACGGCACUGAGGACCUUCCCCACGGCACGCAGGACCUGCAGGCGCGGGUCGACCCAGCCACAUUCUACAAUCAGACUGUCACCUAUCCGAUGCCUGGUACCUUCAUCAUCAACGGUUCGGCCACAAAUACCCACUCGGAGACGCUGGGCGCCACGUGGGCCACGCAGGAGGUGAUUUUGCAGAACCCCGUGGUGGAGGCCUGGGCCGUGGAGAUCACCAACACGCAGAUCCUCACCGAGCCCACCAACGCCAUCGAGGCUAACGUCAACUUCCUCGUCAAGCUGCCCGAGACGGAGCGCCUGCCGACGGACGCUUCCAUCUACGCUCAUUUCGGCGACGGCUACCACAUGGAGGAUUUCCACCCUCUCAGCGAAUAUGGAAUAGUCGAUGGCGAGACGUUGCCUGAAGCUGGCUUCUACUCCUUCACCUUCACGCAUCACUAUGCACAAGCUGGAUUAUACAACGUAACAAUCGACAUGAAAAACGAAAUUUCUAACGUGACACUUGAAAUCCCUGUUGACGUCGAAGAGAAAAUCAUCGACUUUGCCGUUGAAAUGAAGUUUGAACUGAAUGACGCUCUAUCGGAUGGUCUCGGAGACGACGAGAACGAGUUUCAUAAUGACAAGAAUAUCACGUUCAUCAUGCUCAUGACGCAGGGCAGUGUCACGAGGUAUGAACUGUACAACACAUCCAGUGGCGUCGAGGAACUCUUGCAAACGUUUAAAGUUGAGAACAAGCUUCACCCAACCGUAGGUGAAUUCUACUAUUACUUCUCCGAAAAUCAGGAGCUCAACAUUACUUUCAAGGCUUUCAACACUUACGAAGAAUCCGAUUCAGUUGAAGCGAGCAUUUGGAUCAAGGACCCAGUGACGGAAAUAGAAGGUAUCAUGAUUGUUGAAGGCGAAGAUGUCACCUCUCGUGGAGAGGAUAAGCCGAUCAACAUCACAUUCAACUGCGCCUCGACACAUUCCCUGUGUCUGGUUAUCGACUACGGCGACGGUGCGCCGCUGGCCGCCUACGGAGACGAGGGCAUCUGUAUGGCCAACUUCUCUGAGGCUAAAUUCCAGCCCAAUGAUCUGACCAUGCCUAUGAUUGUGGAGCACACAUAUUGGGCAGAUGGCAAGUACAACCUCACUGCCAUACUUUUCAAUCCUGUGUCGUUUGGAAAGGCAUCUCUUACAUUCUUGGUUGUACCAUUUAGCUGCAAGAAGCCCAUAAUUACCGUUAACGGUGCUUCUCUUGUCAAAGAAACGGCCAACGGUUAUUUCAGAUCUAACCCCAUUGUGGUUGAUACCGAGACAUACAUACCAAAUUGCGAAGUUCCAUUUACCAGCAUUGAGCGUUGGAUGGUGUCAAAAAUAGACCCACUCACCGGAGAAACUAUUGAGCCAAUUGUCAUCCAGAACAUCCUGCCGUCUUGGAAUAAGUCCUCACUCCUCAUCAAGAAAAACUUCCUGGACUUUGGUCUGUACAAAUUGGACUACAGCAAGCAGCUGUACGAGGGCGAUGAGCCUCCCAACAUCCCCUACGAAGUGAUGACCACCUCAUACGUGGUCGUGAUCCGUUCACCGCUCGUGGCGAUCAUGGUGCCCGGUUCCGUGUCACGUCUGGUGCGCGGCUGGGGCCAGCAAGCCAGCCUCGACCCCGGCAGCAACUCCAUCGACCCGGACCUGCCCGAAGACAAGAGUUUCGAGUGCGAGUGGUACUGCCGCCAGCUGACCUGA